This is a messenger RNA of Setaria italica (foxtail millet), 865 nucleotides long. RefSeq lists its product as uncharacterized. The coding region runs from base 53 to 679 and encodes 208 amino acids. Gene Ontology annotation, cellular component: mitochondrial matrix. The record is from RefSeq and is a predicted model, not a curated record. The transcript has 3 exons. NCBI's taxonomy places the organism in Eukaryota, Viridiplantae, Streptophyta, Magnoliopsida, Poales, Poaceae.
ACUCAGCAUUCGGCAUUCGCAUCAGGAGUUCAGGACGCUGCCGUCGUGCGCGAUGUUCCUGCGGCGGCUCAGAACUUCCGCCGCCCUCCGUCGCGGCGCGAUUGACGGCGGCGUCCUAGCCGCCCUACGGGCCGAGCUCGCCCAUGAGCUUCCCUCAUCCGCCCCCUCCGUUCCCCCUCCCUUCCAUUGCCAGGACGCACCUGAUUUCGUCACCGUAUCGGACGCCCCGCUUGCUGGGGACUUGCUCCUGCGCCGCCGGGCCGAUUCCGAGGAGGUCCUCGUGUCGGCGCUGCUCGCGCCGCUGAUGUUUGAAGGCCAGGAACCCCUGCCCAGGGACUUGCUCAUAAAGGUGUUCGUCAGUAAGCUUGGUGCGACGCCGGUUCUGCACUUCAACUGCCGUGCGUUUUGGGCUGAGGGGAAAGCCGGCGGUGCUGACUAUGUUAUUAACGCCGUCCGGUACCACUCGUCUCCUGGCGACGAUGGAGAAGACAAGUAUGAAGGCCCGGAGUUCAGAGAUUUGGAUCCUCGACUAAAGGCUGCAUUGCAAGAAUAUCUGGUAGCAAGAGGCAUCGACUCCAAACUGGCAAGCUCAAUUCUGCUGCAUUUGCAUCAGAAGGAGCGCACCCAGUAUUUGAAUUGGCUGAAGACUAUGGAAGAGACAUUCGCCAAAGAUCAUUGAUCCAAUCAUCUCUCUACCUCUAUCAAUCUUCUCUGGCUGAGUUAAACGUAUACAUUUAUUUUGGUCAUGUUGCUCAAUCUGUGAUUUUCUUGAACUCAUCUUUUGUGCUAAUCACCUGUUGAUUAUUUAACUGAUCUUCUUGUGCUCUUUUCUAUGGAAAAUCACCUGUUUCAUCUUUUUUGGUAA